AUGAGAAAACUCGCAGUAUCAUUAGUACAAACUUUUCUCCUGCUGACCCUGUUCGGUCUCCUGAUCUUGCAGGAACUACACAAUCAACCUCUGAUCGACAGGCUGCAUGACAGUCUGCGUUUUGCCACAAAUGGACUCAAUCGAACAGCCACUGCAUUCAGCACCUUGACUGAGCCAGUUCAGCCUCUGGCCUCGCCAUUGAGCUCGAUACCUCCAUCUACCGAAGCAAACUUGACCCAAGCCGAAGCUCAACAUCUUGAGGAGGUUGAUCACCUCACCCCUACAUCCCUCCCUGCUCUCGUCCAGGUGCAGGAGCCUCAGGUCAUGCAGAUCGAUUGCAAAGACAGAGUGGCGGAUGGCGAUUCGUUCAAUAAGGCUAGAAGCUAUGUCGACUCAAUCAUGAAUCGUGGUAAUGGAGACCUGCCUCAGCUACAGUGCCCUUCGGUGAACGCCAGCAGAUACCUCAGUCUCCAUAAUGCAGUCUCCUCUAAUUCAAAACCGAGGUUUUACUUUGCAAUGAAUCUUCAUCAAUCAGCUCAUAUCCUUCCACAACUUCUUGGGGCUAUUGUAGAGAUCGUUCGGCUUCUCGGUCCCCACGUCUGCGUCAUCUCUGUGGUAGAAGGCAGAUCAACCGAUGGAACGUUUGAAAUCUUGAAGAGCUUGGCAAAAGAGAUGGAACAUCUAGGAGUGUCCUACUUCCUGUCUUGCAACGAGCUGCAGCCUGGUGGAGAGGGCAUGGAACGUAUUUCCACCCUGGCGGAACUGCGUAACAGAGCUCUCUGGCCUUUGACCCAGCGUUCACAGUCGUAUGACCCAUCAACCACGAUUGUCUUUCUGAAUGACAUUGCACCAUGUGCCGAAGACAUCUUGGAACUGAUUUAUCAGCGAACACUCCUGAAAGCAGACAUGACCUGUGGCAUGGAUUGGUACAAUUUGGAGGACGGCGGCACCUUCUACGACUCGUGGAUCGGAAGACAGAUGAACGGCGAGACCUUCUUUGAGGUGCCUCAGAGUACGUCCUGGGAUUUUUCCAAGAAUCUGUUCUGGAACCACGAGACAAGCAAAUCACGGUAUCUGCAGGGGCAGCCCGUACAAGUCUUCUCCUGCUGGAACGGUGCUGUGGCUCUUACUGCCAGACCUUUCCUGGAGGGAAAGAUCCGGUUCAGGACUGAGAUAGAGGAGGAGUGUCACCUCGGAGAACCAGUUCACCUGGCCAAGGAUCUAUGGAGGCUUGGCCAUGGCAAAAUUGCGGUGAUCCCGAGUGUCAAUGUUGGCUAUUCGGUGGAUGACUCGAGGAAGGCCAAAGAGGCACAUGGAUGGGUGACCAAUAUGACAGAUGGGGAAUCCAUUGAGUUGAGAGAGAUUGAUUGGCAACAAAAGCCACCAGGUCAGAUCAAAUGCUUGGGGACUUGGGAUCGUCCCUCGUGGGAGCCUUUCGACAUUUAUGAAUGA
Molecule: messenger RNA, 1452 nt
Organism: Fonsecaea nubica
Lineage: Eukaryota; Fungi; Ascomycota; Eurotiomycetes; Chaetothyriales; Herpotrichiellaceae
Exons: 1
Coding region: 1-1452 (483 amino acids)
Source: RefSeq, a predicted model, not a curated record